This is a messenger RNA of Phytophthora infestans T30-4, 534 nucleotides long. RefSeq lists its product as uncharacterized. Lineage: Eukaryota; Oomycota; Peronosporomycetes; Peronosporales; Peronosporaceae. The record is from RefSeq and is a predicted model, not a curated record. Bases 1 to 534 code for a protein of 177 amino acids. The transcript has 2 exons.
AUGGACGCGGUCCGAGGGUGGCACGACGGAGCGCUCAAGCGCAUCGAGCGUGAGCUCCACGCGUCGUCCACGGACCGCCGGGACCGCGUCGAGCUCCGAGUGAACCAGACCGUGCCGUCACUCGCCGGCCCCGCGUUACGGCCCGAUCUCCAGCUCUACAACCACACCAAGAAGACGGUGGCGGUGGUCGACCUGGCCGUGGCGUUUGAGGAGCAGGCGAGUGACGACGCGAGCAGCUCGGCGCUGUCCCUUAUCGCCAGCCACAAGCGAGCCAAGUACGAUCGCAUCAAGCGACACCUCGAUCGCCAAGGAUGGAAGGUACAUCUCUCGGCGCUCGUGUACGGGUCGCUUGGGGCGGUCGCUAGUGGCAACUACCAGGUGUACACCACACACCUGGGGCUACUCAAGCGCGAUGCAAAGCGGCUGGACCGCCAGCACCGGACUCGCCAACACCAGGCGAGGCCCAGCCAAGGACCAAGAGGCAGCCGGGCGACGAAGACCGGAGGGACUUCGUCCCAGACAAGCCGCCGCUAG